CACGGAGGGGGUAGAAACAGAUUCCUGAGCGCUGCUCGAAUUUCCUGCAAUCACAUCCUCACAUUCAUCUGCCGACCGAGACGCUGCGUGCGCUUUUGUUACUUCAGCACACCAAACUGGAUCUGUCUCCCAAAAUGAUGUUUCGAUGUUUUCCCGUUGUGGUUUUCCUCCUGGUCGUAGUGUGCUGUUAUGCCGAGCAGGAGGCACAGAGCAAAUCAAAGGUGUGUGCUAAUGUGUUCUGUGGUGCUGGAAGAGAGUGUGCAGUGAAUGAGAAGGGAGAGCCCAGCUGUCUGUGUAUUGAGGAAUGCAAGCCUCAUAAGCGCUCUGUAUGCGGCAAUAAUGGAAAGACUUACCGCAACCACUGCGAGCUGCACCGUGACGCCUGUCUCACUGGACUCAAGAUCCAAGUGGCCCAUGACGGACACUGCAGAGAGAAGAAACAGGAGAAGGCAGCAGCUAGUCCAGUUGUGUGUUACGUUGCUGAUCGUAAUGAGUUGCGUAGACGUGUUAUCGACUGGCUGCAAACAGAGGUUGUUCCAGAUGGCUGGUUCACUAAGGGUUCUAACUUUACCGAUAUUCUCCUCAAGUACUUCAAGAAUUAUGACAAUGGCGACUCUCAGCUGGAUUCUGCCGAGCUACUCAAGUUCAUUCAGCACAAUGAGACCGCUGUACAGAUGAACUCUUUCGUUGAGGAGGAGAAUAACCGCUUGCUCAGGAGUCUUUGUCUUGAUGCUCUUAUUGAGCUCUCAGAUGAGAAUGCUGACUGGAAGCUAAGCUUUGAUGAGUUCCUCAACUGUCUAAAACCAGGCUUCAACCCACCUGAGAAGAAAUGUGCUCUGGAGGACGACACCUUCGAAGACGGAGCCGAGACACAGGUGGACUGUAACCGUUGCGUCUGCGCAUGUGGGAACUGGGUCUGCACUGCCAUGACUUGUGAUGCGAAAACCCCAGUUAUAGAGACAGAUGAAGGUCAUGAGAUGACAGAGGAAGAGUGGACCCACCGUGUUGCUGAACUCAACAAGCAUCAGGAAACUGUUGAGAAGAUGAAGACCAGCACAAAAGAGGUCUAAAACCACAAAUAGAGCAGGAGAUGUGAACGAAAUUCCUCUCCUACCGAUCACAACCAGGAUACAAGAGAUAAUGUACUGUUAUUGGAAGAAUCGCACCAUUUUCCACGAAUAGGUUAUUUCUUAUUUACAUUUAUUUGCUACCCUUAUUGCAUCUAUUCUGUAGUUAAGGCGUUUUGUUGUAUUGUACUUUUGUAUGUAUUUCAUUAGCUUUUCACAAUUUUGUAUGUUUAUUUGUUUGUCUUCGAGUGCUGUACAUUGUUAAACUUUGCAAAAGAGGCCCCAGCACUUUGUUUUGGGGGCCCUUAUUUUAUUCAAUUUUUGGUUUAUGUAAUAUUCUUUUUACCAUUUAUUUGUUUGUCUUCAGUUAUCUGUGGAAAUAUGUUAUUUGUGAUUGAGACGAUGGCAAUAGAUUGAAUCAGAAAGGGGAAGAGAAUGAGAACCUAGGUCCAUCCAUCCAACUGACUUGAGCUGAUAAUACGAUGCAGGUUUUGUCAAAGCUUAAAAGCAAGAGAUAGGAUAUGGUUUAUAUCAAUGUAAGGCUGAAGAGAAAGUACUUGAGGCUUUGUUAUGCCUACUUUUGCUCCUCAUUCUUAUCAUUGCGAAGACAGUCAUAGUCUUGAGACCUUUCGUAAAGGUGCUAAUGUUUGUAUUUCUCUGUUUUGCUGCUUUGCCCUUUUACUUUAGACAGUAGAUGAAGCUUAGUAGGACAUAUAGUAAAACACUAGAUAGAGGAACAGCCAGUAAUUUCGAAAGAGGUUAACUUCUGUGCAGCUAGCUUGACCAAACAAAAUAGCAAAAGAAUAAUUGAAUUGUAACAGGUUUUCCGUAUGACAAAACCACUGCGUUGUUACUUGACUCUUUCCGCUAUGAGCGAUGUUGCCGCAGGUCUUCUGUCAAAGUCCUCCUAUUUUGUAGAACACUUCAUACAUAAAGUAGAACAAUUUCACUUCGGCUAAGCUUGAGUUUAUAUUUAUAUUAAUUGCUAAAAGCAGUUCAUGCUGACUCUGAUCAGUCCAAUCCUCAGAUUCACAGGAGAACUAUGACUGAGCUUAAUCAUGUUUUGUCAAUUCAGGAUUUAAACUCUUACACCAUGCCUACAUCGGACGCGACAGGCGCAACAUGAAAACCUGCUUGUUCUGAAUGGCUUUGGCACGUCGUGCCGCAUCCAAAGUGGACAAUUUUUUUAAUAAUAAUGUGUUCUAAUCCAUUUCUAAUGACUUUUGUCGUGUCGCGUCCGGUCUAGACAUGGUGAUGGUGACGGGACUGAGUCAAGAUAGAAUCUGAAACCAAAGUCUGAUGUUGAUGUUGUACAAAAAUCUCCAGGUAUGCCACUACUCUGGACCCAGCAACAACUUUUUACCUGUUAAGUGAAAUACUUGUCAGAAUAUGAAUUAGAUUUGCUUUUGCCUCUGUAGUGUAGUUCUAUUCUUUAAAGAAUCGAGUGCGUAUGAGUGUGAAAAUAUAAUUUUUGUUUGCGUUCUCUUGUUUAAUUUCCACUAAAUUCCACUAACAGUAUGGAUCUUUGUGUUAAAGAGUGCCUUAAAUAUACAAACAGUGUGCCACUGAUAAAGUGGCUUGUUAUGUAUGUAUGAACCACCUAAUAUAGGACACAGUGCACAUGAACUUUUCAGUAUUAUAGUAGACACCUAGCAAUUCUCUUUUAUAUGUGUGUAUGCCUGUCUUAUUCAAUGAGACAGAAUUAAACAUUUUCUUGUAAAACUGCUCAGUUUUUACUCAUAUGUACUUCUGUGAUUAUUAUCGGACAUGUACUGCGUGCUAAUAAUAAUCUUUAUAGAAAAUAAAAGGUACCUCCGUCAAUAAAGAAUCCCUUUGACAUCA
Triplophysa dalaica is the source of this 2909-nucleotide messenger RNA. It is a transcript of the gene fstl1b, whose product is annotated as follistatin-like 1b. The coding region runs from base 135 to 1070 and encodes 311 amino acids. Gene Ontology annotation, biological process: multicellular organism development; regulation of BMP signaling pathway; cell differentiation. Gene Ontology annotation, molecular function: protein binding; calcium ion binding. Lineage: Eukaryota; Metazoa; Chordata; Actinopteri; Cypriniformes; Nemacheilidae. The transcript has 11 exons. The record is from RefSeq and is a predicted model, not a curated record.